Molecule: messenger RNA, 2333 nt
Organism: Brassica rapa (field mustard)
Lineage: Eukaryota; Viridiplantae; Streptophyta; Magnoliopsida; Brassicales; Brassicaceae
Product: nucleolar GTP-binding protein 1
Molecular function (GO): GTP binding
Source: RefSeq, a predicted model, not a curated record
UACAUAUUUGAGCUCCCCAUCACAGAAAAACAGUCUCGCCCGUCAUUACUUAGACGGCUCGAUUCCCUCUUCUCUAACUCAACACCAAUAAAGCAAAAGAUGGUGCAAUACAAUUUCAAGAAGAUCACAGUAGUCCCCAACGGGAAAGACUUCAUCGACAUCAUCCUCUCACGCACCCAGCGCCAGACCCCAACCGUCGUCCACAAGGGCUACAAAAUCAACCGUCUCCGCCAGUUCUACAUGCGCAAAGUCAAGUACACUCAGACCAACUUCCACGAGAAGCUCUCCACCAUCAUCGAAGAGUUCCCUCGCCUCGACCAGAUCCACCCUUUCUACGGAGACCUCCUCCACGUCCUCUACAACAAGGACCACUACAAGCUCGCCCUGGGGCAAGUCAACACCGCCAGAAACUUGAUCAGCAGUAUAGCUAAAGAUUACGUGAAGCUGUUAAAGUAUGGUGACUCGUUGUACCGUUGCAAGUGUCUUAAAGUGGCUGCUCUUGGUCGGAUGUGUACCGUGUUGAAGAGGAUCACUCCUAGCUUGGCGUAUCUUGAGCAGAUCAGGCAGCAUAUGGCGAGGCUGCCUUCUAUUGAUCCGAACACGAGGACUGUGUUGAUCUGUGGGUAUCCUAAUGUGGGGAAGAGUUCUUUUAUGAAUAAAGUGACCAGAGCUGAUGUUGAUGUUCAGCCUUAUGCUUUCACUACGAAGUCGUUGUUCGUUGGUCACACUGAUUAUAAGUACUUGAGGUAUCAGGUGAUUGACACGCCUGGGAUCUUGGACAGGCCGUUUGAGGAUAGGAACAUUAUUGAGAUGUGUAGUAUCACUGCUUUAGCGCAUCUUCGAGCUGCGGUUUUGUUCUUUUUGGAUAUCUCUGGGUCUUGUGGUUAUACUAUUGCUCAGCAGGCUGCGCUUUUCCAUAGUAUUAAGUCUUUGUUUAUGAACAAGCCUUUGGUGAUUGUCUGCAACAAGACUGAUCUGAUGCCGAUGGAUAAUGUGUCUGAGGAAGAUAGGAGGCUGAUUGAGGAGAUGAAGGCUGAAGCGAUGAAGACUGCCAUGGGAGCGAGUGAGGAGGCUGUGCUGCUGAAGAUGAGUACUCUGACGGAAGAGGGAGUGAUGGCUGUGAAGAAUGCUGCUUGCGAGAGACUGUUGGAUCAGAGGGUUGAGGCGAAGAUGAAGUCCAAGAAGAUUAAUGAUCACUUGAACAGGUUCCAUGUCGCGAUGCCGAAGCCUCGUGAUAACGUUGAGAGGCCCGCUUGUAUACCUCAGGUGGUUCUGGAGGCUAAGGCUAAGGAGGCUGCUGAGAAGGAGAAGCAGAAGACGGAGAAGGAUUUGGAAGAGGAGAACGGUGGAGCUGGAGUUUACUCCGCUAGCUUGAGGAAGCAUUACAUCUUGCAUCACGAGGAGUGGAAGGAGGACAUAAUGCCUGAGAUUCUCGACGGUCAUAACGUUGCUGACUUCAUCGAUCCGGAUAUUUUGUUGAGGCUUGAGGAGUUGGAGCGUGAGGAGGAGAUAAGGCAGGCUAACACUGAAGAAGAGGACUUCGAGAUGGACGGGGAAGAGCUCACGGAGGAGCAGAAGCAGCAGCUUGCUGCGAUUAGGAACAAGAAAGCUGUGCUCAUUCGAGAGCAUAGGCUCAAGAAGACCGUUGCACAGAACAGAUCAACUGUCCCUAGGAAGUUUGACAAGGACAAGAAGUAUACAACUAAAAGAAUGGGUAGGGAACUAUCAUCUCUGGGACUUGAUCCGUCUUCUGCAGUGGACCGCGCAAGAAGCAAGUCUAGAGGGAGGAAGAGGGAUCGAUCAGAAGAUGCAGGCGACGAUGAUGCAAUGGAAGUGGACGAUGAGCAGCAACAGGCCAACAAGAAGCUGCGUGUGAGGUCAAGGUCGAGGUCUAUGUCGAUAGCGAGAUCACAGUCAAGACCUCCUGCUCAUGAAGUCGUGCCUGGUGAAGGGUUCAAAGACUCUACUCAGAAGAAGGCGGCGAUUAAGAUUAGCAACAGCUCUCACAAAAAGAGAGACAAGAAUGCAAGACGUGGUGAAGCUGAUAGAGUUAUACCGACUCUGAGACCUAAGCACUUGUUCUCAGGGAAGAGAGGUAAAGGAAAAACGGAUAGGCGUUGAUGAAGCCAAACAAGGAACUGGAUCGAUUGAAGAACAUCUCUCAAGUUUUGGAUUUUACUUUACCUUUUGUUUACUAUUAUUAUUAUGCUAUGCAUCUUUUGUUGUUUUCCUACAGACAUGAUAUGAAACAUUGUAGCUUCUCCUGCGACGAAUGUGUUUUGAGGACUAAGAAUCGUUUAAUGGAUUUUAUUUUAAUUAAAUUUUUGAUUCAA